Molecule: messenger RNA, 249 nt
Organism: Candidozyma auris
Lineage: Eukaryota; Fungi; Ascomycota; Pichiomycetes; Serinales; Metschnikowiaceae
Product: cytochrome c oxidase subunit VIb
Exons: 1
Coding region: 1-249 (82 amino acids)
Cellular component (GO): respiratory chain complex IV; mitochondrion
Source: RefSeq, a predicted model, not a curated record
AUGGCUUUGGAUUUAGAAAACUUCAAAUUUGACACUCCUCAGUUUGACCCAAGAUUUCCCUUCACCAACCAGACGAAGCACUGUGCCCAGAACUACGUUGACUACCACAAGUGUAUCAACGUGAAGGGCGAGGAGUUCGAGCCAUGCCAAAUCUUUUUCAAGACCUUCACCUCCUUGUGCCCAGUUGACUGGGUCGGCAAGUGGGAUGACCAGAGAGAAGCUGGCAAGUUCCCAAUCAAACUUGAUUAG